UGCAAACACGUGGGCGUUGAGUCAGCAGCUGCUUUUCUUAAUAGGCGUGGUUUUCAAUUAAUAAAGAGAAAUCUGGUCCAUGGUCGAUAUGAGCACAGAAAGAGAUCUGGAAGAGAGUUUAGAGUGUAACAUUGGCUCACUGACGGAGGAGGUCUUACAAAGAUUCAUAGAAAUAGACGAAUGGCACUUCAGCGACUCUGACACGGAGGAGAGCGAGACUGAGACAACAGACGCAGAUGACAGCAGUGACGAUGAGGGCUCUACAUCAAAACCACAGGGUCAUUGGCAGGAGUUAUGCAAUUCCUCAAAGCCCUCUACCUCUUCUCCUGACGAUGUCACUCGUCUCUCCGCCACUUCUGAGGACUGCGAGACUGCAAUCGAGCUCCUCCUAUCCCAACUCACGCCAUACGAUGAUAUAGAAGACUCAGAGACUGAUGAGCACCAGAGAGACUCUGAGGUUCUCUUGUUGACUGAAAUGGAAGGAGGAAGUGCCUCUUCUACUCCGACCACAACUCUUGAUAGGAGAGUGGAGAGGCAAAAAGAGAGUAAUGUUGUGACAGGAUCAACUCCUGUUGAUAAGUCUUCCCUACCUCGACACUACUUCAAAGCCCAAGAGCUGCUGACAUCAGAAAGAACGUACAUUCAAGGGAUUCGUUUGUUAGAAAAGGUUCUGCAUGGUUCGGUGAAAACUGCACACAAGACUAAGAAACCAAUCUUACCAGAGUUCUAUAGGAAGAGAAUAUUUCUUAACGUUGGUGAAAUACAUGCUUUAAAUCUUGACCUUCUAAACGAGCUUGAGAACAGAAUGGAGAACUGGAAUGAGGAGAGUGUCGUAGCAGAUGUAUUAGCCACCAGAGCUCCAUUCUUCAAAUUAUACUCAAUGUAUACAUCAAGGUUUGAUGAUGCUCAGAUUGCUUUUGCUGAGGCCAUGAAACGUUACAAACCUUUUGCAGAAUUAGUACACAUGAUUGAGAGUAGUACAACAAUGUGCAAAGGUCUCCCUUUAUCCAGUUACAUGCUAUAUCCAAUACAAAGAAUACCCAGAUACAAACUACUCCUUGAAGACUAUGAGAAGCUGCUACCCAAGGAUCACAAUGACAUUGAACAUACUAAAAGUGCUCUGAAGGCUAUAUCAGAUGUUGCUAAGCACCUUAACAAUAGAAUCAAAGAUUUGGAGCAACAAGCAAUUGUAGUCAAAUUCCAAAAGAUGUUUGACACCAAAGAGACACUAGUUAUACCAGGGAGGAGAUUCCUGCUAAGAGGACCUGUUGAAAUGGUGUCAGGAAGAAAACUAAAUAAAAGAAAGCAGCUAGUCUUGUUUGUGUUUUCAGAUACUGCUAUAUUGACCAGCAUCACAAGAAAAAUGAAGUUUAAGAUAAAGUACAAAUUACCUUUGGAGACUCUUCAAAUAUCUUCAAUGCAUUCACGUGUUACUGAGAACAGCUUCUGCCUUUUCACUCCAGCAAUAUCUAAACCUUUCAGACUCUGUGCUAGGAAUGAAAGAGAACGAGACAAAUUUGUCUCUUGUAUUAGGAUUGGAGUGGAUAGGGAGAUUGAAAGGUGUAGCUCAUUUAAAUAUGCAAGAAAAACGCAAUCACUGACUGACUCAUUCUCAAAACGGGUCUACAAGGAAAUGCUUAAGGACCCGGCAUUACGCUCUCGGUGGACACGCUCACCACGUAAACUUGAAGUACAUAAGAGCACACCUACUACUAGUGAACCUAUUGAAGAAGUAGAUGCACCAGAUGCUGCUCCGAUGAACAUUGCAAUGGAAUUUGAGGACUUUAAUGAGAUAUCACUGCUGGGUACUAUUAUUGAUACUGGGUUGAGUGAUUAUCUGAAACACUGUUACUCUACCAAUGGCAGUACUACUAAUAGUGAAUGGGAGACAAAAUGGUUUGUACUCAAUCACUCCUUCCUAGUGGGAUAUACUAAUCACAUGAUGGAUGAGAUUCUCUUUGCAUUACCUCUAGAUUCAUGUAGGAUAGAGAAGGGAAAUGAUGACGAAUUCUCAAUCAAAGUGAUAAGUACAACCAGCACUCAUUGCUUUGAAUUCGGGAAUGAAUACAGUUACACAAGGUGGAGCAAUGUGCUGGAAGUUAACAUAGAGAAUAAUGCAAACAACUAAAGUGCAAUUCCUUUUGGAUACAAAAUUGAUGCACCAGUGAUAUACUAUAUUGUACAUUUAUAUAAACUUUUUUGAAGUAAAAUGCUAAACUCAUGUAUUUCUAAAAUAUAUUUAAUCCUAA
Amphimedon queenslandica is the source of this 2249-nucleotide messenger RNA. RefSeq names its product FYVE, RhoGEF and PH domain-containing protein 6-like. The coding region runs from base 80 to 2128 and encodes 682 amino acids. Gene Ontology annotation, molecular function: guanyl-nucleotide exchange factor activity. The transcript has 21 exons. The record is from RefSeq and is a predicted model, not a curated record. Lineage: Eukaryota; Metazoa; Porifera; Demospongiae; Haplosclerida; Niphatidae. Gene Ontology annotation, cellular component: cytoplasm.